UUUGAGGCACUGAGACAUCCUGAAAGUGCAACAAGGCAUGACAUAAAUUCACUUCAUUUUUAUUACAACUUUGGGUUACAGCUGAAGUGCUUUGCAAGGUUCCCCUCCCCACCAUUAUAACAAAGUAGGAUGCUCACAUAUGAACUUUUAAACUGCAAUGUAUUGUCAGAACAAUUCCAUAUUUUCUGUGAAACAUUUUAGCCACUGCUUUGAAAACUAAUUUUAAAUGUGGUCCUAAUUUAUUUUGCAUGUGCAGAUAUCUUCCCCACUCGUGAGUUUCAACACCGUAGCAGAAAGUAUCAGAAUUUACAAAGAAAUCAGAAAAAAUGCAAAAAAGUUAUAUUUUGCUCAUUUUUAAGUUUCGCAAGGGUCGAAAAAAUUGCCAUAUAAAUGCAUUCACAUCUUGAACAUCCUUCUGGUGAUCAAUCAGAAUCAGCUGAUUAGGUGCAAACUAAGUAUUAAAAAUCUAAAUAAGCCUUUUGUAGUACUCAAGUGAUGCAGGAUAUUAAAAUAAUAUGCAGCGUCCUUUUGAGUUAGAAAUUCUAUUUUGAGUCCAAACUGAGAUAUUAGUAUUUAGUUCUUGGGUUUACCACAAAGCCCUUUUGGAGAGGGGGAGGGGAUGGCGUUCUCUUCAAGUUAGGUUUGAUACUACCCUUUAUGUGCAUGUAAUGGCGUUUACUUACGCAACCAGAAAGACAAUAAAAAAAGCCUGCUAUAUUGACUUUUCCGUUCAAGUGUGCUGAAAGUCGAUGGGAUUCAAAGGUAAAUGUAAAAUGGACGUUAAGGCGAGGAGCUCCGGAGUUUCACCAUCUAACCAUAUAAUGAAAAACGCGCUCCUUCCCUUUCACGCCGACACACACGCACACGAACAACUAACUUCAUUUCGUUUGGAUUCAAAGUGUCUGAAAAAGUGCUUUUGAAGUACAGCCAUGGAGAUGCAAAGCCUUCAAGAGGCACUGAAAGUAGAAAUCCAGUGUCACCAGAAACUAGUUGCACAGAUGAAGCAAGAUCCACAGAACGGAGAACUUAAGAAACAACUGCACGAACGACAAUCCCGAAUAACAUCUCUUAGUGAGAAGCAAAAGCUUGCAGUGAGAAGUUGUCCUGUUGGGAGCACCAAACCUAUUUCACUCAUCAAGGCACCUAACCAGAGCAUCGCAAUAUCAGUGGUGCCAUCCAAGAAUCCCAUCACCAUGGUUACUGCACACAUUAAUGGACAGAAGACGGCUAGUACAGAUCCUCCACAGAUGGCCCCUAUCAACCUCCAGACAACAAGUAAACUGACAGGGAGCAAUUUGAAUUCCACUGGAAGGCGGGUUCCAGAGACAUCAAACUCACAGACUGUGGGAACUAUUACUGCAGUGCCCAUCAAGGUCCCCCAAGUCAGCUCAUUACAGAGGUUGGCAGGCCAAGGACCCCCAGUGCUACCUCAGGUUAGGCCAAAGACCCUAGUUCCAGACAGCCUCUCAGUCACUCUGUGUCGUGACCAGACUUCCAGUCAGCCUCAGUCUCUUCAAAAAAGCACCAUUGUCAGCAUCAAGAACCCAAGUCCGACUCUUCCCACUGCCAAUAAUACCGUCAAUCAUGUGCAGACAUCGACUAGCCAAACACAAAACUUUGCAGAGUCGUCAUUGGUUACAACACCGAUCAGCAGUGCUGGCGUGGCUUUUGCAAUCAUCUCUGCUUCCCCCAACAAUGGCAGUUCCAUGAGCAGCAGUACAGUCUCCCUGACCAGUGACACCAUCAGUGUUCAACCUCUUCUGCUCAGCACAGAUAAGGUAUUAAUCAUUCAACCUCAAAGCCAGACACAAACAGAACACUUGACAGAGAAAAGAAAAACUUCAGUAGAACAACCACAGGGCCAUCUUUCUGCAAAAUCAAAGAGAGAAGAAAAUCCCGAGAAACUUGCCUUUAUGGUAUCCCUUGGCCUGGUUACUACUGAGCACUUGGAAGAAAUCCAAAGCAGGCGCCAAGAAAGAAAGAGAAGAAGCACAGCCAAUCCAACAUACAGCGGAUUGUUUGAACCAGAGCGUAAACGAAUUGCAACAAGCUAUCUAAAUGGUUCUUUGUAUAUUUCAACAAGAGGUGAUAUGUUCAUAAUAACUGGACAGGGAUUUCUUCAAGCAAGCUCAAUUGAAGUCCCUGGCAAUGAUUUGAAGAGUAUUGGGGAUGACAUUCAUGAAGAUUAUUGUACAGUGUGCAAACGUAGUGGUCAACUUCUUUUGUGUGACACUUGUUCUCGUGUUUAUCAUCUGGAAUGCUUGGAACCUCCCCUUAAGACAAUUCCCAAGGGAGUAUGGGUCUGCCCCAGAUGUCAAGAAAAGGUAUUAAAGAAAGAAGAUAAUGUAUCAUGGCCUGGGACUCUGGCUAUUGUCCAUUCCUAUCUUGCACAUAAAGCAGUGAAAGAGGAAGAGAAAAGGAAACUGUUAAAGCGAGGUACUGAGUUAAAGUGUGAACAUGAACAGCUGGAGGAGAAGGACAGAUUGCUCAGUAAUGCUGUCACGAAAUGCCUGGAGUUGAAAACCAGUCUCAUAGCUAAACAGAAAGGAACUCGGGCCUCCUUGGAACGCGUGAAAACUCUGAUUAGACUGAUGCAGAGUGAACAAGUGAUCCAGGUUACAAUGAUGACAACCACAGCCACCUCUCGAGCAUCCCCACUGGUUUCCCUCCCAUGGAUCAAGCCUUCAGCUGCAGCAGGGACCCCUCCAGCCCCCUUGAAGCAGCAGUCACAAGGAAAGAACUAAAAGAACUGGGCAAAUUCAGAUUUAAUUAUUGUUUGGGAAUAUUUACACAUUUUUAUGUGCAGAAACUGAGGGGUAUGAUAACUGAUCAGUGCAGUACACUAUGCAGACAAUGAUGGAGCAAAAAUGCACCAUGCAGGUAGUUUGUACUGUGAUUGCAAUCCUUUAAGCCACUACUUUGAAAGCUAAAGAGAUUUUAAUUUUUUUAUUUUUUUAUGUUGGCCUUAACUUAGAUUCUGAAACCAGAAAAUGGCUGAUUUUAAAAAAAGAAGAAACAUUUUUUCACUUCUCCACAACAGGUGUUUUGAACACUAGUUUGCCUCAUGGGAGAGGGAAGGAAACAAAUCCAUAAGCAUUGGAAUGCACUGCAGUAGACUGACAAUUACCACAACAGAGCUGUAACAUAUAAUGCAUUUUCCAGUGAAAUGGGGAUCUUUUUAGGACUGUACAUUACUGUAACUAAGUUCAAACAUGCAAAUACUCGGUUAAGACAAUGUCUGACAUAUUUAUUCAGGUGACGCGCAAAAAACGGUUUUAUUGUGUAUGUAUGGGUCUUCAGAGCAUUCAAACAAAGUUUAAUUUUUUCAGUAUUAAUAUAGGUAAGAAACAUAUAAAAUAAAGUAUGAGGUUAGUAUUUAAAAUGGGACAAUAAGUACAGUAUUUUCCUGCUGAUGCCUAUGAAACAUGUUUUAUCAAGUAUUUAAAGGGUACAACUGCAAAACUUAUUUUGCAACUUAUCUUACUAUUGACACUUUUGUGCAGACUAAUCUUGGAAAAAGUAUAGUGGGUAUUUUAGGAACGCUAUGUCUUCUUUCUUUGCUUUUUUGUUUAAGUACUGUAUUUGUUUGCCAGAUUUAUAUUUAAAAAUAAUGCCAAAAAUGUUUUCCUCCUCCAGUACUGUAUUUGUAUCACAGAAAAGUGACAAUUUAAAGAAACCCUGGGAUAGUGAUAAAGUUGAGGGGUGUUGGGGAAGGAGGGUGAAUAUCUGCUUCUUGGUACAUGUAACUGCCUCAGACUUGCAACAGAUAAUUGGCACUGAAAAUGUUGAUGCUGGAGUCAAGUAUCAUAAAUUAUAAAAAGGUUUACCACAUUUUGUAGACCUCUUGUUCUUUUAAUAAAUAAGUAACACUCCAAGAGCAUUAACUAAUUUAGACAGCUUGAUUCGCUAGCUAGUCUUCCUGAUAUUUAAAAAUAGGGGUCUGCACCUUGGGAGGCCGCUGCAUUUUGGCGUGGGAAGCUUUAGGCCUGCUCUGGCAGUGCAUGGUCCCUUCAACCAUUUUCACAAUUCCGGGAAAAACUGUGCAGUACAAUGCAAAUCUAUUUUAUUACAGUCAACACUUCAAUGAACAAGAUUUUAUAUUCUUUUACUGGUAAACAAAAAGAAAACCACAAAAUGCUAUUGGUGUAAUGCCAAUAAGCAUUUUGAUGUGGCUUGCAAUGUAAAUGUUUCAGGUUAAAUGUUUUUUGAUGACUAAAGAGAAAAACAAAUUGUUCAGUUAUAAAAUAUUAAACAGUUGAAUCAUUUUUUUGAAGGUGGGAUGGUGGGUGGUGGUUGAUGAAGAAGUCUUGGCCUGCUAGUUUAGUUCAAAAAGACUGUCCAGUGGAUAGUGUGCAUCAAAGUGAAUUAAUCUUAAUUCUGCCAAUGUAGUUCUUUUUUAAAACAAAAUUAAAACUGAAUUGUGAAA
This is a messenger RNA of Hypanus sabinus (Atlantic stingray), 4426 nucleotides long. RefSeq names its product PHD finger protein 21B (gene phf21b). The transcript has 16 exons. The record is from RefSeq and is a predicted model, not a curated record. NCBI's taxonomy places the organism in Eukaryota, Metazoa, Chordata, Chondrichthyes, Myliobatiformes, Dasyatidae. The coding region runs from base 930 to 2744 and encodes 604 amino acids.